Messenger RNA from Linepithema humile (Argentine ant), 3325 nucleotides. RefSeq lists its product as uncharacterized. Lineage: Eukaryota; Metazoa; Arthropoda; Insecta; Hymenoptera; Formicidae. The record is from RefSeq and is a predicted model, not a curated record.
CGUAUCGUGUGUAUCGUUUGCGAUCAUUCUUUGUUGCUCGCCCACCCGGUGAAUGGCGAUUUAAAGACCGCGUGACUGGCGUUGACGCUGGGGAAAAUUCGUCGUGUUGUGUUUUGUUUUUUUUUUCUCUUCUGACGCCAGCUUGUGCAGCGAUGGUUCGUUACGCGAUUGUUCGCGCGUAGACCGGCGUUCCGCGAUACGCGCACCUGUCAGUGCUCUUUGUGUGCAUUCGAUCGUAGGUUUUUUUUUUAUUGACAACGGCGAUGGCAACGGAAACCCCGAAGGUGGAAUUCGCCCUCGGCAGCGAGGUGUCACCGGGUCGCUUCUUCAAGAGCGCGUUCGCGCGGAACUUCAUCAGCAGCGGCCGCGAUUGCAAGUCGCUGGAUUACGAGCUGCUCGAUAACGGCGUUGUUCAGGAGGAGGAGGACCGCAAUAACAACGGCCGGAACAAUUUCUUCUCGCUUGUGAACUUCGCGGACAACAAGCCGGCAAACGGCGACGACGCCGUGGCGCGAACGGCCGCCUCUCUCUGGGAGCAACCGAAGCCGAAGGAGGAGGCACAGCCAGCUACAGAUGCGAAUGAAUUGGAGAAACUUCGAAAGCAAUGCCAGUCGUUGAAGAAGGAAAACCGGAGGCUGCAGAGUGCCUUCCUGCAAAACGUCUUUCUACAAGCGCGAGUCGACACGCUCCAAUGGCAGGUUAAACAGGUCGAAUCAAACAGGCAGAUGUAUCGUUCGACAAUGGAACAAGUCGCUCAGUUCUUGGGCCGGGCUCACAGGAGCCUGGAAAUCCUUCACGCCAAGGAAAAUCUCAAGGACAAAAGACGCGUGCCGCGUAGUCGCAGUGUGCACACGGUAGUGCACGCGGAUCCUUCGCCGAAUCGCAGCACCGCAACACCGUCGCCCUCCUUGUCGACUUCCUCCCCGUUCACACGCGCUAAAUCGGUUACGCAGAUCGGAUCGCCAAGCGCUACUUGCUUUCGAGAAUUUACCUGGUCAGUUCUGCGCAGGAACGACCCAAUGCACUGCUCAUCGUCGCGUGCCAAGCCGCCGCAGGAUCUCAAUAAAGCGAGUGACAGUUCCGAUAACGUUGCUUAUCAAGAGCCGAAGCAGACGGAGCUGAAUCCGGACGACGUACCGCCAGAGAAGCUGUCGCAAGAGGCGUUCAGAUUACUGAGGACCGUCGAGUCCUUGCUGACGAUGCGAGAGCCUGAUUUGGCUAGGGUGAUCGAGGACAGCGGAUCCUCCCCCUCCCCGACAACGGAGCACCAUCGUCAUCACGACGCGUCUCUUUCGCUGCCGAGCGGUAAUUUCGCGAAUUCGACGACCUUGCAGGAGGUCGCCGUCUACGCCGUGUCGACCGCAAGUUCCGGUCGUGGAAACGAAUCGAGCAGCAGCCAACAGAACGAUAAUAGAUCGCCAAACUUCGCCAAGUCGUCCGUCGCCGAAUUCACGCGAAAUCUGCAAGCCUUUGUACCAGGCGUGAGAAGAUCGCCCGACACUGCCUCCUGGAAUUCCAGUAGCAGUAAAACGACCGAAGAAGAGGACGCUAUCGCGCUCGCCACGCCGUCGAACGAAACCACGUCGAACGGCACACCGACUUCGACGCUUAGCAGAGCCGCGAAGCGAUUGGAGAAAAAGGAGUCGGGAUUAACCAGGAAGAGUAAAGUGAAGCCGGCCAGCAGUCCGGUGAGCAGCGCCGAGGGCGAGAGCGGAUUCUUCUCCAUCAGCUCCUUCCAGGAUGUCGGCCUGCCCUCAUCGACGGUCCUCUCGAUCACGCCCGUCAAGGGCUGUCACACCGAGGUGGGCUUGCCGGAGGUGCCGUUGGACAAGACCAGACAUCGACGAUGGUCCUCCACGCCGGCGGAGAUCCAGGCGCUUUUUAAGCAACACCGGGCGAGUUUCGGUGGCACACCACAAACCGCCACCGAAUCUGUCAGCGUCUGUUGGGUUUGAGCCGCGCGUGCUACACCCAAUUUUUAUCCCACCGCAAAUAAUCGUCACAGUUUUAAACGAAUUCCGCAAGCUGGAUUCGCUCGCGCGAACCGCGAGCAUGAAUCGUAUGACUCUACUGUUUUCAGGAAUAAUAUUUAAGUUGACCGACGGAGAGAGAGAGAGAGAGAGGGAGAAAAAGAGAGAAUAUUUAAUAAGCAAUAGCUUUGUAAAUAAUUUCCUACAUAGUCGUGCGAUCUUUUUGUUACGUUCAUAAAAUACGUAGAGUAGUACGUGUAGUAUAAUAAUCGAUAACAGCUGCGAUUUAUCUCGAAAGUACAUAAAACGUCGUUCCGUCGCUAUUUCGGAACGAUGACGACGCAUGAAGAUUGUUUAACGUUCUCGCGCGAGGAUGAUAUAUAGAAAUAUGAUAAUGAAUAGUAAGAGAAAACGUAUGGAAAAAAAUGAGGAAUUUAUAUAUGUAUACCCGCGUAACUGGGUGAACUUUAUAGAUAACGCGGCCAUUCUAUAAGUGUAGAAGAGAAGAAUAGUCUACUUGGACAUUGCAAUCAGCCAUAUCUCUCGUAGUUUCGCGAACUCCGUGCAUAUCAGUAACAAUGAAACUUCGCUCGUCUAUGCGCGACUAUCGAUGACCUCAUAUAUUGUAGUUCCAUUCGUUCAGAAAUGUUUGAAAAGCCUGAUGCGUUAAGCGUGUUUCGCGGUUGACAAUUGUCCCAGUUUGAUUCGAUUAAUUAAUAAUCGUUUAUUAUAAAUUGAAUCGAAUUGGACUUGAGUUAAUUUGAUUGAGUUCGAACGUAAUGAACGUAAUUUUAAUAAUUUGUAUUAUUCUGUCGCGAUGUAGUUUAAGUUAGUAUAACUUGAUUCAUUAAGUGCGUAACAACUUAAAUUUGGAAGAAUGUAAAAAAUAUAUGCGAAAAGAUAAACUGUCUAUUGUUAGUGAUGAAGUUUGCUACGAACGUUCUUAUAAAAUCUAUAUUUUCUAUUACAUUUCUGUUAUUUGAUAAUUCUGAUACAUGUUGCUGGUUUUGCAAGAUAUUUUCAAUUUGCGACUUUUCACUUGUUUACACUUAACUAUCGAAAUCGAUUAUUUAUUCGCAUGCCUAUUGUGAUAGUUGUUUCAUUUAAUUCAUAGUGCAACACGAUUUUUGGUAUUCUUUAAAAUUAAUAAAUUUGUAAAUCUCACAAUUGUUUACGACUGCUGUACUCUAAUUCACGAGAACAACAUAUCUCUUAAUAACAUGUAAUGAUAUGGCGUUAUUUGAGACAGAGUUCUAGAAUUUACGAUGCUGCUCUCUGCAUAUUUUCAUUGUGCAUAAUUUGUCAUUUUCACUUGUAAUUGUAUAAUAAAUAUCAUGCUGAAUAUCAUGCCAAAA